Messenger RNA from Pyrus x bretschneideri (Chinese white pear), 2093 nucleotides. RefSeq lists its product as uncharacterized. The coding region runs from base 149 to 1780 and encodes 543 amino acids. Gene Ontology annotation, cellular component: nucleus. The transcript is spliced from 6 exons. Gene Ontology annotation, molecular function: sequence-specific DNA binding; DNA-binding transcription factor activity. NCBI's taxonomy places the organism in Eukaryota, Viridiplantae, Streptophyta, Magnoliopsida, Rosales, Rosaceae. Gene Ontology annotation, biological process: regulation of DNA-templated transcription. The record is from RefSeq and is a predicted model, not a curated record.
CUCUACUUACUCUCUCCACAGCUAUGUCGCUUCAGUAGCUUAACGUAACGUGUCCUGAAGAAGCAAGUACGAAUUCUCAGUGACGCAAAUAAUCGAACACUUUGUCUGCGUGCGGUUUUGCUUUUGUGUUUUAUGAGAGAGGGAAGCGAUGGUGUCUUCCGAGAGGCGGUCGUUUUCGAGCUCGACAGGGUCCACGGCGGCGGGGCCGUCGUCGUCGCCUGAUUCCGGUUCUUAUUCGUCGUCGACGAGCGGUGGGGUUGGCGGGAGCGGCGGAGCGGAUCGGAUGGUGAAGGAGGAGCUCGAGGCGGCGGAGGCGCUGGCGGAUUUGGCACAUUUGGCUAUGCGCGAGAGUAGCGGCGCUGAAUCGGCAGGGCAUUGGGGGCAGAAAGGGAAGCGAGCGAGGAAGCGAGUCAAGAGCGAGUCUCCGCCGAGUCGGUCGGGUUUGAACCCGCUUGACCCGCCUCCCACAUGUCCGGAUCUUCUCCCUCAGGAUCAAGCGGUGACAGGUUUGCAGCAAUGUGAAACGGUAUGCACAAAUGUCCUUACAGAACCAGUGAAGACUGAGCAGGUUCUGAGUGAAAAGGUUGUGAAGGCUGAGCAUGAUACAGAAUUAAAUAAGCCAAAUCCUAUAUGCACUACAAUUUACCCAUCAUUUACUUGCAGCAAGUCAAGGCGGAAUUUAACUGAGGAGGAAAAGGAAGAGCGGAGGAUACGCAGAAUAAUGGCAAACCGAGAGUCAGCUAGGCAAACAAUUCGUCGACGGCAGGCUCUAUGUGAGGAGUUAACCAGAAAAGCUGCCGAUCUGGCAUUGGAGAAUGAAAAUCUGAAAAGGAAAAAGGAGUUAGCGGUAAAGGAGUUCCAGUCCUUGGAGAAAACAAAUAAGCACUUGAAAGUUCAGAUGGCUAAAGUGAUAAAGGCAGAGGAUCAGGAAGCGCCGGCCGAAAAUAUGUCAGCCUAUGUGCAGAUGCAGAUACCUCCAUCUUCGCCUACAAAUUCCCCAUUCUUCUUGUUUAAUCGCCCACCGUUUACACCACUUUUCUGGCCUCCUAUCAUUCAAUCCUCAAAUUCUAUUCAGGUGCAGCACGUACUACAAAAUCCAACAGCUGUUCUGUCAAACAUCUCAUUGCCGGCUAAUGGUACAGCUGAGUCUUCUCUUGAUCAAGAAAACCCCCCAAACAUCAAUGGAGCGAGAACUCCUUUAUAUGUAUUUCCGUGUCCUUGGUUCAUCCCUCAUUUUGAUAAUGGGAAUGGACUCCAACCCCAGUCCUCCUUGUGCCUGAAUAAUAAACAAGAAGAAACUUCUUUUAAUAACCAGUACAGCUCUAGUUCAUCUUCAAGAGCUGCUACGCAGUUAGACAACCACCAGCCGUCUCUCCCUGUCAGAUUAAAAACAGAAGAUUCCGCUUCAAUUGAAGGCAGACCUUCACAUGAUCUUAACGAGACCCCAGCUCAGUUUCCUCUGGAUGAAGGUGAUCAGCACACAGGACCUCACCCGAAGGAAAAUGGUUGUAAGGAAAUAUUCGUUUCUCCAUCAUCACUCAACCAUGCCGGAGUUGCUUCUUGUAUCAAGCAUGAGAACGGAUUUGAACCAGAUUACACUGUAACAGUCGACAACUCUUAUCACAAGUUCUCUGCCUUGCCAGAGAAGAACAGCGAACCAAUCGUCUACCCUACUGGGAAACUUGCGGAUGCGAUUGCUGCAGCUGAAGCGAGAAAGAGGAGGAAAAAACUCACGAAGCUGAAGAACCUUCAUGGCCGGCAGUGUCGAACACAGUGCUGAGCUUGGAUGUACACUCUCCUAGUCUUCAUGCGGGUCCUUUAAAUUUAGGGGGACCCCUUGGAGAUUCGAGUCUAGAGCACAUCACCUAACUUUAAUUAUACGGAAAGUUGCCGAGGUUGACAUGAAAAGAUGUGGCCUGUAACUUAGGUACAUCUUGAAGGCUUUUGCUUGUAUUUUACAUGUUGUUUACGUAAAUCGAAUGGUUUGAGCAUGAGAUGUUGGUUCAACCAGCUCCGCCAUCCUUGCUGUAGUUCUGUUUGAACUCUCUGUAACAUGUACACUAAUAAAUACCCGGAUCCUUGAUUCUUUUUCA